This is a messenger RNA of Drosophila innubila, 2442 nucleotides long. RefSeq names its product dnaJ homolog subfamily C member 7 (gene Tpr2). The transcript is spliced from 4 exons. The record is from RefSeq and is a predicted model, not a curated record. Lineage: Eukaryota; Metazoa; Arthropoda; Insecta; Diptera; Drosophilidae. Gene Ontology annotation, molecular function: protein binding. The coding region runs from base 355 to 1857 and encodes 500 amino acids.
AACUCUAUUCUUUCGUUAAUUUUGCGUUCACGCUGACGAUGUCCGUCUCGGGUCAAAAUUUUAGAGCUAAUUAAAUAAAUCUAUAUUUAUUAUGUUGCAAUAACAAUAAAUUGUUGGAUCGUACAACAUACAUAGCGGACAUCGGCAAUUUGAGAUAAUUUUAAGCUUAGCCAAACAAAUUUGAAAUUUGGAGAAAAACGAGAAAUAGCAUUUUUCCAUUGCGUGUGUGUGUGUGUGAAGUGUACACACGAAAUUGAAAUUGUUGCUGAGUCAAAACGAAGACGAAACGAAAGAGAGAAAUUUGAACACGCGUAAGCGAUUGUUGUUGUUGUUGAUUAGUUAUUAUUGCUGCGGAUGGAAGACGUCAUUGAAAUAAGCGAUAGCGAGCGUGAGGAAACCUCAUCAACCUCUGAAAUGGAAGUGGAUCUCCAAGAAGUUCCCGAUGCAGAGCAAAUAGUGCCAAAGGACGCGGCAACCAUUGCUGAAGAAAAGAAGAAACUGGGCAACGAUCAAUACAAGGCACAAAAUUAUCAAAACGCUCUCAAAUUAUAUUCGGAUGCAAUUUCGCUAUGCCCAGACUCAGCUGCCUAUUAUGGAAACCGCGCUGCCUGCUACAUGAUGCUCCUCAAUUACAACAGUGCCCUCAAUGAUGCCCGACAUGCUAUUCGCCUGGAUCCCAACUUUGAGAAGGCGUACGUGCGUGUUGCCAAAUGUUGCCUGGCAUUGGGCGAUAUUAUUGGCACCGAGCAGGCCGUCAAGACCGUCACGGAGCUGGAACCGCAGAGCACGGCGCUGAGCACCGAGCAGCAGUCGGCGCAGAAGCUACGACAACUGGAAACCACCAUACAGAGCAACUACGAUGGACAGGCUUAUCGUAAUGUGGUUUACUAUCUGGACAGUGCACUUAAAAUUGCUCCCGCUUGCCUUCGCUAUCGUCUGCUCAAGGCCGAGUGUCUGGCUUACUUGGGACGCUGCGAUGAGGCAUUGGACAUCGCUGUGGGCGUCAUGAAACUGGACAGCACCUCUGCAGAUGCCAUCUAUGUGCGCGGUCUGUGUCUUUACUAUACGGACAAUCUGGACAAGGGCAUUUUGCAUUUUGAGCGUGCACUGCAAUUGGAUCCGGAUCAUCACAAGUCCAAGCAAAUGCGCAACAAGUGCAAGCAGCUCAAGGAGAUGAAGGAAAAUGGAAAUAUGUUAUUUAAAUCGGGAAGGUAUCGUGAGGCGCAUGUCAUCUACACGGAUGCGCUCAAGAUCGAUGAACACAACAAGGAUAUCAACUCAAAGCUGCUCUACAAUCGGGCGCUAGUCAACACACGCAUCAGCGCAUUACGCGAGGCAGUUGCUGACUGCAAUCGUGUCCUGGAACUGAAUGCACAGUAUCUGAAGGCGUUGCUGUUGCGGGCCCGCUGUCACAAUGAUCUGGAGAAGUACGAGGAGGCAGUGGCCGACUAUGAGACGGCAUUGCAGCUGGAGAAGACGCCGGAGAUAAAACGUUUGUUGCGUGAUGCAAAGUUUGCCUUAAAGAAAUCGAAGCGUAAGGAUUACUACAAGAUUUUGGGCAUUGCACGCAAUGCCAAUGAGGAUGAGAUUAAGAAGGCGUAUCGCAAGAAGGCUCUGGUUCAUCAUCCAGACAGACAUGCUGGCAGCAGUCUGGAAGUGCGUCAGGAUGAGGAGAUCAAGUUCAAGGAAGUUGGCGAAGCAUACGCUAUACUCUCGGAUGCACGCAAAAAGGCGCGCUACGACAGCGGACAGGACAUUGAGGAGCAAGAGCAGGCUGACUUCGAUCCGGAUCAAAUGUUCCGCUCCUUCUUCCAAUUCAGCGGUGGACGCAAUUCCUCCUUCAACUUCGAGUACUAAGCCUUUAGGACAGCAUAUGAUGACUCUGACGAUGACUACAAUUGACAAUUGUGCAGACCAGCCUGUCAUCGCCACACAGAUCACAGCAUUAUACAUUUGCGGCAACUCACGCACAAGUCAAAGUUAAUGCAUUUUACACAUUUAUUUUGUUUUGUCUAAACUCAAUUGAUUCAUCAGUUUCAUAAACUUAUUUCUUGAUUUUUCAUUUCCGUUUUUUUUUUUUGCUUUGAUUUCUUAAAAGCUCCAAUUGUUUCUAUUUAGGCAUACACAAAUAGUUUAAAUAUUAAUAAAUUGUAAAAUACUUAAAUUCUUGUGAUGUGGAGUGAUGAUUUCUGAGUCUGGACAAGUUAUUGUGUCUGCGCCACGUCACGUUCAACGGCUUUCUAACACCUAAUUAAUUGAUAAUUAAGCCGUAGCCUUUUUUAAUUAAUCAAUUUAAUUUGUUUUAAGGAGACACAUAAGUUUUAUUUUUAAGCCGAUGUUUUAAGAAACAAAUUUCAAUAGCAAACGCAAUUAAUCUUGUGUAAUUGUUACGAUAGACACAAAACUGAAAUUAAAAACACAAUAGUUUUAAACUGAAAUAUA